AUGACCCUCUCCAAGGAGUUUGAAGCGUCCCAGCAGACUAGCUUUCCCCUGGACGCAAAUGAGGUAGACGUUGUUGGAGACGACGAGCCUCUCCAUGGCCAGCUUCGUCUCUAUCGGACCGAGAACACCACCGAACCUAGCUCCUCCGCCGAGUCCAGCGCCGAACUGGACUGCUCUGAGUUCGACUCGUCCGGGGAGAGCGAGAACAGUUUCUGUGCAGACGCGCCUUCAUCGGGGAGACCACAGAACGGUUCUGUAAAGCCCCCGUAUUCCUACAUCGCUCUCAUCACCAUGGCGAUCCUACAGAGUCCUCUGAAGAAACUGACACUGAGUGGCAUCUGCGACUUCAUUAGCAGCAAGUUCCGCUACUAUCGGGAGAAGUUUCCGGCGUGGCAGAACUCCAUCAGGCACAACCUGUCACUCAACGACUGCUUUGUAAAGAUUCCGAGGGAGCCUGGAAACCCAGGCAAAGGCAACUACUGGUCUCUGGACCCCGCAUCUGAGGACAUGUUUGACAACGGCAGCUUUCUCCGGCGCAGGAAGAGGUUUAAGAGAAACCAACCGGAGUGUGUGAAAGAUGGACUCAUGUUCUACCCAAACUUCAGCUGUUACCGGCCUUACGUGCGACCUUACUGCGUCCAAGGCCAAGUGAGCGCACCGGCUGCCCCACUCCCGUAUAUGCCCGUUCAGGACGGGCUUGUGAUGCCACCUUCCUCCUACUUACCGUACCCGAGAAUAAGCAGCAGCGGUAAGGUUGUUUCCCCCAGAGACUUCAGAAUGCAACUUUACGCAGCAACACCUGCAGAACAGAAGCCUGCGCGCGAUACCCAGAUAAAGUGUUCAUUCAGUAUUGACAGCAUUAUGAGUAAAACCUCUCCUUCUACACCACAGAACACAAAUCCACAGAACUCCAACUCUCAUUGUUCUAUUGACUAUGGUAAUCUCCUCACGGGCCCCGCUAGUUGGUUCGUUCCGAGCCUGCAUCCAGCUCCAAGGACUCCAUUCUGCCCAAGUGCAAUGUUGAGCGCACCCCUUUAA
This is a messenger RNA of Oncorhynchus gorbuscha (pink salmon), 1038 nucleotides long. RefSeq names its product forkhead box protein D5-B-like. Gene Ontology annotation, molecular function: RNA polymerase II cis-regulatory region sequence-specific DNA binding; DNA-binding transcription factor activity, RNA polymerase II-specific. The coding region runs from base 1 to 1038 and encodes 345 amino acids. The transcript has a single exon. The record is from RefSeq and is a predicted model, not a curated record. Gene Ontology annotation, biological process: regulation of transcription by RNA polymerase II; cell differentiation; anatomical structure morphogenesis. Lineage: Eukaryota; Metazoa; Chordata; Actinopteri; Salmoniformes; Salmonidae.